This is a messenger RNA of Apis laboriosa (Himalayan honeybee), 4148 nucleotides long. RefSeq names its product flavin-containing monooxygenase FMO GS-OX-like 2. The transcript is spliced from 7 exons. The record is from RefSeq and is a predicted model, not a curated record. Gene Ontology annotation, molecular function: flavin adenine dinucleotide binding; NADP binding; N,N-dimethylaniline monooxygenase activity. Lineage: Eukaryota; Metazoa; Arthropoda; Insecta; Hymenoptera; Apidae. Bases 2713 to 3996 code for a protein of 427 amino acids.
AUACGACAAAAAAAAAAAGGACGCCCUUAGUAACGAAUUUUUGUCGGAUCGAUUCCCAGAAAACACACACUUAACUUAAAACGUGCCUAUUGGAUCCUAUCCCUCGUCGAAAGAUUUUUCUUAUUCACGGACACGAGAAUGAGAAAAUGCGCAUCUUCGUAAAUGGGAUCAAAUUAUAAAAGAUACGAAACUGAGGGGAAUAGAUUGGAGAUUUGUUCGAUUUAUAAAUGAACGGGGAUAGAUAGCGCGUGUUCCAGACAAUGACUAUCUAAAAAAUUUUACAUAUAGAUUUAACGAAUUCAAAAAUUUCUUCGGUUACAAAAAAAAAAAAAAAAAAGGCGCGUACGUGCAUGAUACGUGCGUUAUAUCGAGAAAGAAGUAACAAGCGAAGGGAAGGAAAAGAGAAUGAAGCCAUUUUUAACGAGUUUGUGUGCGUUGUAUAUUUGAUUGAAAAUAUAUUUAUAUAUUCGACGAUUAAAGUAUGGAGCGAUGUAAAGUGGACAUCUUUUCGGCUAAAGUGAAUUAAUUAUGUCGAUUUGUAACGAAUAAGAUUAGAACGUUAGCAUUGUUUCUCUCUCUUUGUCUGUUGUUUUUGCUAAAUAUCUUUUCAGUUGUUCUUCCAUUAUUGUACGUACAAUGUUUAAGCAUACAAAACUGUUUGUUAUCAUUCUCUCUUUAAUUUGUAACCCGUUAUAAGAAUUCCAUUUUCACUAACUAAUAAUAAUAUUUAACGUUAAAUUAAAUCUCGGCAUAUAAGAGAAAUGCAUAGUGAUUGCAGAUAUAUUAUACCGAAAUAGACUGAGAAUAAGUAAGAGAGACGAGAAUCGAGAUUAUUUUUUAUCGAGGAAUAAAGUUUAGCAAAAUGAUCUUUCAAAAUAAGAGGAUACAGCGUUACACUUUUAUUUAUUUAUUUAUUUAUUAUUAUUUUUCUUUUAUUAUAUAAAUGAAACAAUGUCAAUCAGUAAUAUUGCAUCAUAUGUUAUCUUUAUUUUUAUAUUGAUCAAAAAUAUUUUUCUUUUUUUUUUUUUUUUGAAUCUUUAUAUUUUAAAAAGAAUUAAGAAAUCAACUUGAACAUUUAUUGCAUACGUAACUUUUUAAUGUACUCAUUAUUUAAAAGGAAUUCUUAUUUAUAAUUUCGUAACAAACCUUUCUUUUUUUUAUUUCUAUAUUUUUUAUUAUACUGUUUGAUCAAUUUUAUAUCAUCAUGGAUUCUAGAUCGAGUUUAUUUUUGUGUAUAUUUAUGUGUAUCUACUAGCAUUAAGCUUUCUCUAUUAAUCUAUUUUGCUGAUGAUUUAAAAAAACAAAUCACAAAACUUAUAAAAUCGAAUGUUUUACGCAAAGAAAGGAUGAAUUUUUGUUAUUAUUAAGGGAAAAGAAAAAAAAAAAAAAUGAAUUCGAAUAAGCAAUAUGACGAUUUGUAUAUAAUGAUGAUUGAUAGUGUCAAACUUUUACAUUGCAUUCCCAGUUAAAUAAGCAUGUUUCAAUAAAAUAAAAAAUUGUUGCGAAUUUCACGUACUAGUUACAAAUCGUUUGAUGUUUAUUGUGAUAAUGUAAAAAAAUCGGAUAUAUCGAUGUUCGAUGAACAAAACAAAAAGUUGUGAAAUGAUGAAUUGCGAAUUGUUGAUAAGUGAUUGGAACAGAUUCUACGAUUUCUUUGUUCUUUUUAUUUGAAGGUAAAUUGAUAUAUUUGAAUGAUCUAUAUAUAGAAAUUAGUCGUUCACAAAUCGAUUAUAAAAAACAAAUAAGAUAUAAUCAAAUUAAAUAAUAAGGAAUUCAUUGAUAAAGAAACAAGCCACAAGGAUAAAAAUAUGAGAAACUUAUAUGUAUAUCUUUGAUCGGUUUCUACUACAUACAGCCUAAUUUCGACCAUUGAACGAGAUUAAACGUGUUUUUAACGAAGCAAAAUUGAUGACACAACAAUUUCUUUUGUGUCAUUCAAUAUAAUUCAAUAUUUUUAAAUUUUGUAAUGUUUUGAAUAUUUUUUUUUUUUUUGAAUUCAUGUUUUACGAACGAAAGUUAAAGAGAUUGAUUAUUUAACAUUGUUUUUAAAAAAAUUAAUGUAAAUUAAAUAGUUAAAAAAAUUUGCGUAUUUCAUUCGAUAUAUGUGCAUAAAAGUAAUUCACCAUACAUAAAAAUCAUUAAAUUAUUUAAUAUCUUCGUUUUGAUUGAUAUGAUAUCGACUGAAAACACAUACAGAAAUAUACCAUUGUAACAAGGAGAUUUUUACAAUUAAUUGCUCAAUACUAGGUAUAUAAUAAAAAUCGAGCAUUAAUAUAGAUUAUGAAGUUAAUGUUAUGAUUAUUUACAUGGUAAUGUUAUAAGAAAUAUUACUAAUAAAUAUUUUACUUCCACUGUUGGAAUAGUUUAAAUAUAAGAUAUGUAUGUUUACAGAUGUUGAAAAUUUUAUCAAAAAUGUCAUUUCUCAAACCGCAUAGUAGUUGUGAUUGUGAUAAUAUUGUAUAGAUAAGUUUGAGGUUUUUUAUUUUUUCCGUUUCUACUUCUUUUUUUCUUUCUUUAAAUUCCUUCUUUUUUUAAGGAUAUAAAAUAAGGGAGCAACGAACGAAAACUAUAAUUUUGUCGACGGAAAUCAAACUCUUUCGUGUUAGGUGCAUAAAAUAUUAUCGUUUAAAUUUACAAUACAGUAAAAAUUUCUAUUUCCUUCGAUGAUAUCAAACUUUUAUUACUAGCACAUAGGUUACGCACGAAUUGCAGAUGGCUGAAUUAUCGAGACCGAAAGUGUGCGUGAUAGGAGCUGGCGCAGCAGGCCUUUGCGCAGCAAGACAUUUCGCUCCAAAUUCAAAUUUCGAAUUGAAAGUUUAUGAACAAACAAAUGAUAUCGGCGGCACAUGGAUUUACAAAGAAGCAACCGAAGUCGAUGAAAAUGGUUUGCCUGUUCAUUCGAGCAUGUAUCGGGAUCUAAGAACCAAUUUACCAGCAAAAAUUAUGAAUUUUCCUGAUUACCAGAGAUUGAACGCUGAAGAACCUUGUUGCGUGACACAUCAGGAAGUUCGAACUUAUUUACAAAAUUACGCGAAACAUUUUGAUUUAUUGAAAUAUAUUCAAUUCGAUACAAGGGUAGAAUCUGUCCGAUUAAAAAAAUCAAUCGAAGACAAAGAAGAAUGGGUUGUCCGAAUAAAAAUGUUAAAAACGAAGCAAGAGGAAGAGAUUAUUUUUAACUCUGUGAUAAUUUGCAAUGGACAUUAUUUCGAUCCUUAUGUUCCAACGAUACCAGGAAUGGAAAAUUUUUCGGGUAAUGUGAUACAUAGUCAUUCAUACAGAAAACCAGAAGAUUUCUCCGGUAAGAGCGUUUUAAUUUUGGGCGCAGCAGCUUCUGGAAUCGAUAUUGCUCUUGACUUGGUUAAUCACGUAACUCGAAUAUAUUUAAGUCACAAUAACGAAAGGUUAAAUGGCAAUUUACCAUCGAAAAUAAUCGAGGUGUUAGGCGUAGAGAGAAUAGAGAAAGAAAAAAUUUUUUUGAAGGAUCAAAGCUUUGUUACAGCGGACGUAUUCAUGUUUUGCACAGGAUAUCGAUAUAGCUUUCCAUUUUUAGACGAAACUUGUGAAAUACAGGUGGAUAACAAUUUUAUAACUCCUUUAUAUAAACAUUUAAUUAAUAUCAACCAUCCUACAAUGUGUAUCGUCGGCGUACCGACUGUUGUUGUUCCAUUUCCCAUGUUUCAUAUGCAGAUACAGUAUUUUCUUGCACUAUUAGAGAAAAGAAUAAGUUUACCGGCGAGGUUAAUUAUGUUGGAAGAUUCAAAAUUGAAGACAUCGAAGAAUAGACACGCGCACAAAUUAAUGAACAAACAAUGGGAAUACAACGAUUCGUUGGCUGAUGCUGGAGGUUUCGAUCGUUUACCAAAGUUUUAUAAACUUGGUUACGAAGUGUGGUCAACUCGGAGGAAGAUGAAUCUUUCCAAUUAUAAGAAAGCCAGAUUUGUUAUAUCCAGUGAUGAAAAAAGCGUCGAGUUAAUCAUACCGAAUCAAAGCGUAUGAGAGAUAUCAAACAAGCGUAACAAUAUUGUGAUUAUUAUAGUUUUUCAUUAAUGUUAAAUUCAACGAAAUGAUUUCUUAUAUAAGAGAUAUUUAUUUCUGAUUUUUGAAUUAUUUUCAAAUUGCAAAACCGGAUUGAUUAAAGAAUUAUUGAA